Nelumbo nucifera (sacred lotus) is the source of this 1697-nucleotide messenger RNA. Its product is annotated as zinc finger CCCH domain-containing protein 14-like. Gene Ontology annotation, molecular function: metal ion binding; mRNA binding. Lineage: Eukaryota; Viridiplantae; Streptophyta; Magnoliopsida; Proteales; Nelumbonaceae. The record is from RefSeq and is a predicted model, not a curated record.
UUCUCAACUCCGCCCACUAUCCUUCCCGGUUUCAUUCUCUGUUUCUUUCGCUUCUCUGAGAAAACCAAGGAGGCUACCUCCCCUCUCUUCUUCACCGAUUCAGGCGGACAUAGCCAUCGGCAAAUGCAGAAAGACGCCUCGUACGCCGCCGAUGGCGUCAGGGAUGCCGCCGUUUCAUCGCCUCCCCGAUCACAAGAUCAGCAGGUAUUGUCAACACCUCAAAAGCAACCCAACGGCAGUGGUCUUACCUCACUCUACUCCAUCUUCUCUCCGGAAACAUCUCCCUCGAACUCGGUUCCACUAAGUCCCUCCGGUUGCUCCUGCGAUGGAGACAACAAUAACAACGCAAUCGCCACAGAAAAUCGCCUCUAUCUCGCCGGUCUCACCUUAGAAUUCCAACAACUGGUCAAUCGCUACGGCAUAUGUCUCAAUCGCCUCCAAGAAAUCACCAAUGAAGUCGAAGCUCUUCGUGAGGAGAAUGCCAAACUUCGAUUGACCAACAAAGAUCUCACUAUGCGUUUGAACCUCUUGACUCAGGCGUCGCUCCAGAAUUUAUAUGUUCCCUCUGCUCUUCCAUCUCUGUCGAUCAUUGACGAUUUCCGCCGUCUCUAUGUUGGAGAUAACGUGCGUAACAGUGGCAUUUCAGGCGAAAUUUCGGAUUCUAGUCCGACGAGUGUUAUCGGGAGUAAUCAAUUCGAAAUGAGCACUGACCGCGUUUCAUUGCCUAAGAGUAUCUCCAUUCGUUCGAGUGGUUACUUGAAGAUGAAUCACGCUGCCGGGAGCAGCGGUGGUUCCACUCGCACCAAUCGUCUUCGCGUUGCGAGCCCGGUCCUCAGUGGAACGCAGCGUGUUUUUGUGCCCGGAGAGAAGAAAGAGGAAGAAGCGCUGGAGUUCGAGGUCUAUAACCAAGGGAUGUUCAAGACGGAGCUUUGCAAUAAGUGGCAGCAGACUGGUACGUGUCCGUAUGGGGAGAACUGCCAGUUUGCUCACGGUAUCAGUGAACUCCGCCCGGUUAUUCGCCACCCGCGCUACAAGACUGAAGUCUGCCGGAUGGUGCUCGCCGGCGAUACAUGUCCGUACGGUCACCGCUGCCAUUUUCGGCAUGCACUCACUGACCACGAGAAGUUCAUGGGUCCCAUAUAGUGAAGACUGAUUGAUUCAAUGCCUGCCAACUGCGGCCGAGAUUAUUUUGAUGAUAAUGUUUAGAGGGAGAGAUAGAAAACAGGGAGCAGGGGACGUAGGAUAAGUUGCGAUGUAUAUACUAUAUACAGAUCAAUUCAAUAAUAAUAAGAAAAAUAAAAAAUAAAAGACACCAUUAAAUAAUAAUAAUAACAAUAAAAUUAGUAUUAAGAAGUAUAAGUAUGAUAAUCAGUGAGGAGCAGGGUUGGACAAUCUCGGGGGUAAUCAGUUGCGGAAUGAUGAACCGGAGAUGAAUAAGUUUUUUUUUAUCUGUUUUUUUUUUUUUUUAGGGGGGGGGUGAGGGGUUUGGUAGCUGCUUCUGACAGGGCACGCCAGAUGCGUCAUCUGCUGCUGCUCGUUUCUUCUCGUAUUUGAUAUCUGGGAGAUCAUCAAACGAACCAAACCGGAAUUUUGUAAUCAUGAUAUUUGAUACCGGCACUGUACGCAAUAUUCGAUUGGACUUGGAGUUAUCAUUCAUGAGUCAUGAGCACGACCAAACACUCUCUCUCUCUCUCUCG